CAGAAACAGAGAGGGGUUUUCCGAUGGUAAAGAAACCGAUAACCCAGUCAGAUCAGACAGGUCUGAAAGCAGAUUGUGUUUUACCACCAAACUGCUGUGAUCGCUCUUUUUAAUCCAACACCAGAGAAUCACUUCCAGAGGCAGCGAUGAGUUCUACACUGAGGGAAUCAACGUUGAAGGACAAACUGGAGAAGUUGGAAUGCCACUUCACUUGGAACCUGAAUGGCAGCAGUUACUAUUUAAAGCGUUUGAAGGAAAAUCUUGAGGAUAUUAGCACCGAUGAGGACGGGUGGUUGGGUCCCAUUUACAACAUGCUGGGGUUCAUUCAUUUCCACGUGAGCUCCACUGAUGAAGCCAGGAUUUUUUUCAGCAGAGCUGCUGAAGCCUUCAGCCGACUGAGAAGGUCAGACAGGGGGCCGUGGCUGAUGGUUAGCUAUGCUAAUCUGGCUUGGUGCCACUACCAUCAAAAAGAAGAAGCACAGAGUCAGUUCUAUCUGUCUGAGGUUGAAGCACUUAUGAAAGAGUACCCAUCUGGGAGUGAGGCUGAGCUUCACCCAGAGAUCUGUGCUGAGAAAGGCUGGGUUCUAAUGUAUGACACAAAAGUCACAGCUUCAGAUUAUCUCCAGAGAGCAGUGGAGAUGCAGCCGGACAUGGUGGAGUGGCAGACUGCCUACGUGUUAUGUCAGGAAAAACAAAGCAAUCUGGUAGACUUUGUGAUGAAAUUAGAAGAAGCCAAAGACAGAGAUCCAGAGAACCUGUACCUAGCUGCUAUGUGCCUCGUAAAACGUGGCUUUAGUGGAGAAAAAGUUGACGAAAACGAAAUAGAUUCUUUGGCCAAUAAGGUUUUGAUGAAACCUGUGAGCAGUUACAAAAGCUUUAGACAGAUUCUUAAAUGUUAUAAAUACUUUGACUUAGUUGACCGGGCGAUCACAGUGGCCGAAAAGGCUCUGGAGAAACAUCCGGACCAACGGUACCUAAAACGAUGUGCUGCUAUCUGCUACAAAUGGAAAGUUAUCAAUGGAAAGGGCAGUCCAGCAACACAUGAUAUGAUAAAACGAGCUAUAAGUCUUCACCAGCAGGUGGUAGAAGAAUACCCAGAGUCAUCAUUUUUAAUAAAUCUACACCUAGCAAGUAUGUACGCAAAAACAACAUAUGACGCAAAAAAAGCAGACGCCAUUUUCCAGGAGCUACUUGAUAAAGAUCUAGAACCUGCAGAGAAGCAGCUCCUUUACAAUGUUUAUGCAAAGCACCUGUACUUCAAUAGGAACGACAGCAAUGCUUCCAUGAACUACCACAUGAAGGUGGUAGAGAUCCAACAUAGGUCAUUCUUUAGACUAAACAGCAUCAGAGAGGUGCAAAAGAACUACUAUAGAGAGAAAUGUCCUGAAAUGAAAAGAAAACUGUCAGAGUGUCUGAGAAAAAACACAUCUGAGGAGGAAAUAAUAGAGGCUAUGAAGAAUGACCAUCAUGUUUAAAAACAAAACAAAAGACGUUUUUCUGCAUGAUAUUUAAUCAUAGAAUAAAGGGAUGGAUCAACAGAUCCGGCUGCAGUUGCCUGAUCGCCUGAUCUGUGAUCAUUAAAAACAACACGUACAAGAGUACAGAAUGUACAUAUUAUAAAAGACAGAGACAAUUUGGAUGUGGCCGAAAAAAGAGGUCUGCUCACUCGUUCCUUCGACUUUUCUUGUGACUUUUUUUUGAACUCCUGUAAAAACAGUUAAAAAACAAAAUUAAAACAUGAGGCUCUCACUGUAAUGAUAAAAAAAAAAAA
Molecule: messenger RNA, 1771 nt
Organism: Cynoglossus semilaevis (tongue sole)
Lineage: Eukaryota; Metazoa; Chordata; Actinopteri; Pleuronectiformes; Cynoglossidae
Product: interferon-induced protein with tetratricopeptide repeats 1-like
Exons: 3
Coding region: 147-1475 (442 amino acids)
Biological process (GO): defense response to virus
Cellular component (GO): cytosol
Molecular function (GO): protein binding
Source: RefSeq, a predicted model, not a curated record